This is a messenger RNA of Entrophospora candida, 604 nucleotides long. NCBI's taxonomy places the organism in Eukaryota, Fungi, Glomeromycota, Glomeromycetes, Entrophosporales, Entrophosporaceae. The record is from the annotation of a GenBank genome assembly.
AUGGUUGAUUUCGCAAAGCUCUUGACCUUUAUUCUCAUCACUGGCCAUUAUUAUAUAACCUUUGUUACAGCAAUAUUUGAUAUAAUAAUUAACGUACCUCAAAAUCCAGUUUACACGGGUUCCAACGUAACAGUCACUUGGGGGUUUUCAGGCAUACAAGAUAAACAUAUAGAGUUAGGGCUUGCAACUGCACAACGGCCAUAUAAAAUAAUAGUGGUAAUAAAUCCCGACGUGGAUCUUACAACAAAAAGUCAGAAUUGGGUGGUGGAUACUGUGCCAAAUGGUAUUUAUAAAUUUUACACAAGGUGUCGUUCUAAUUUCUUUAAGACUUCGGGUCCGUUUUCGAUUUAUACUACAAGCUCUACUCAAACCGGAUUGUAUACAAGAACACCUGAUACACCUAAUUCUGGUGGAGAUACUGAAGAUAACUCAACUCGAAAUACUAUAAUUGGGUCAGUGGUCGGAGGUAUUGCCACUAUAAUAGGUGCAGUAAUAGGUGCAGCAAUAACUGCAAAACUUAUUUGCGAAAGUUGUAGAUGUUGUAGAGAUAAUUUAUCACAAAAUGGUGAUCUCGAAAGUGGUGGAAAUGAUAGCAGACAUAACG